UGGCUAAAUCUUAAUAAUGCAUAGGUUGUUCGCAGUAUAGAUUGAAAUAACGAUAUUUCAUUGAUAACGUGGACGAAUCGAUGUCAGAAAGGAAUAAUUUGGGAUUGUACAUUACAUGACCUACUGUAUCAAAUGACAAGAAACAUGACUUCAACUGUAUACUGCAACAGUAGAUGUCAAGGUAGAACAAAAGACAAUGGGUAUUCUAUUUCAAACGGAUGGUUUUCGAUGAAAAACUCAAGUUUAUCUAUUGUUCUUUGGACUGUAGUUUUACUAACAAUUAUACUCUUUGUUAACGUGUCAUUAUGCGCUGAUGGGAGUACAUAUACUAAGAAAACAACAAAGACAGUAUUGACUAGACCAGCCAUGAGAGUGUCUCGUCCCGCCGGACGACGAAGGAUUUAUAUACGUCCUCCUAUCAGAGUGCCUGUAAACCCAGGAUAUCGACGAGUGAUUUCAAGAAAACAACAAAUCAGACAGCGGAGACCAGAGAUAACGUCAACCGCCGAAAGUACAACCAGAAGCUCCUUUGUGUCAAAUUCAACAACAUCACCCACCACAGUUACAACGAUAGAACCAAUUUCUGUAGACGCUACUGAAACGACGCGGGCAACAACACGGGCAACAACAUCCACAUCUGCCCCCGAAACAAGUACUGUUCGACGUUAUACUGCCCAGCCGAUAUUAAGGCCAACCAACUUGAAUAUGAAUCAAAUGAGAAAAUCAACACGUCUGAGAAAUAUGUCAAUAAUGCAUGCAUUGAGGCGAAUGAAUAAAGACUUGGACUACAAUGAUCUAAUGAAGAAAUUGGAUUAUUUUAUGUCAUAUUAUCCGACUGUACGGGAAGCGGCAUCAAGACUCAGUAAUCUGUUAACGAAGCAUGAACAGACCAGUCGAGAGGAACGUAGACGAAUUUGGAAAGGUGUUUUCCGGGUCAAGUCCGAUCUUAGAACUGUGAAUACAAAGUGUGAUGCGAUGCACAGGAAUGUAACCGAAGUCAUGGCAAGAGUUAGAAGACGAGCCCAUGAAAUUGAAAGUUACAAGAAAACUGCCAAAAAGAAGAUAGAUCAAAUAGAAACUCACCAAGGAAGUCAGGACAAGCAAUACUUUGAAGUAUACGAGAAAUGCACAAAUAAUACCAAACAACUAGAACGAGUAGCGGCGGAUAUGGCAGUAUUGCUACCUCUUGUAGGCGGUAUGUUCGAGAAUAUAGAAAGAACCAAUUUACAAGAAAAACGUGCACUUGAAAUGCUGGACACCCACGCAAGAGGAAACAUAGCUGACAUGACAAACCAGAUACUCGUACAACAAAACACAUUGGCAAAUUUGGGUAACCAAGUUCGAUCGGAAAUGGACUCGUUGCAUAAAGAAAAACAAUCGAUGGCUAAACGCUUGGAACAACAUCAGAGGCGUCUUACAGAAACCGUGAACACUCACCUAACUGAACAUGUCAGACAAUUGAAUAAGAUAGAGGGUUCACUCAGCAGACAGGCAGAGAAUAUCAAGUACAUAACCUCCCUAGUCACCAAGCAUGAAGACAAAUUGGAAUCGACUGAAUCUAAAGGAAAGGUUUUUGAAGAUCAGGUUACCAACGUGACUCAAGGACUGGAGAAGAUGGAGGCAAACAUAUCGCGAUUCAUGCAAGACUAUCACAACACAAAAACAGGGUUAAACGAGACCAAACAAGAUAUCGGCAGAUUAGAAGAAAAUACAAAACAGCUUCUGUCGUCACUUAAUGGUCAGCAUAUAGUUCUCGGAGAAACAGUGGAACGAAUGAACUUUACCGAAGAGGCAAUACGAUCUGUGUCACAUGAACUUGACGCUUAUAAAGUGAAGACAGAUACUGAAACAGAACAAAUACGAGAUGACCUAGAUGAGGUUUUGGAUGUACAAAGAAUACACCGCCACAACCUGACUAAGCUUCUGAAAAAUCCAGGACAACAAAGGAGCAGUGGACUAAUUUCCCAAUAUCCAUCCGACGAACCAGCGCCUGAAUCCACAUCUGUGACACCAAAUGAACUACGGACACUUCUAACAGAGAUCGGAGUUGAAGACAGGAUGAGUCGACUGACACGGGUUCUACGUCAUCAACAGCAAAGAAUGUCAAACGUCACAAGGGCAGUCUUGAAAAUAGCAGAAGACAACGAAGCUAUAACUACGACGACGAGUCAUUACUUCACGUUAAUUAAUUCGCAGGCCAAAGUUAUCAAUGACCAGAACGAGACAAUCACGAAACUGGCUAUGAUUGCGGCGAAUCAAGGAGAUACAAUAAAAAGUCUUGGGACCGAGCUGGCACAUGGGCAAGAGACAGUCAUGAAACUAACAAAUAUAUUAGCAAAUAUAGCGACCCAGUUCAAAAGCCCUAUGGGAUCACAAAGAGAUUGUCAUGAUGUGUGGUUGAAUGGAAAUAGAAAAAGUGGAGUGUAUAAUGUUAUAGAAGACUUGAGUUUGCGACCAAUGUAUUGCAAUUUGACAGAAUAUGGAGGGUGGACUGUUAUUCAAAAAAGGAAAGACGGAUCUCAAGAUUUUGACAAAACGAUGGAAGAAUACAAGCGAGGAUUCGGAGAUGUAUAUGGAGAGUAUUGGCUGGGUUUAGAUACAAUCAAAAGUCUAACAAACAAGGUGCGAAUGAGCGUUGGUAUUCAAAUCAUUCUGGAAGACUGGGAAGGCAAUUUUAGAACUGCUACAUAUUCACAAUUUUAUGUGUAUGGAAAAUAUUACAGUUUGGUGGCAAGUGAACAUUCAGGAGAUAUUGGUGACUCACUGCUCCAAUCUAACGGAAUGCCAUUCAUGGUAAAGGAAGAAAAUGGUCAUGUUGGACCUUGCCCGAUAAGAAGAAAAGCAGGUUGGUGGUUUGCCACCCCUCAAGCAGAUUGUGGUGAAGCAAAUCUCAAUGGAGUAUAUCGAAAAGGGCCAGCGCAAGAUGCUCGAAUAUCAUCAACCAUAUUUUGGAAAGACUGGUUGGGUGUCGGUUACCCGUUGAAAAGUGCUACAAUGCAGAUAAUACCAUCAGAAGUGUUGAACAACCAUUUAAAAUCAAAACUAGAAGAAUUAAGUCCCAUAACCCCAGAACUUACUGAAGUUCAAAACGGUGAUUCAAGAGAUGGGAUAAAUCAAAACAAUUUAUUACAAAAUAACCCACAUGAAAGGGACAAAUUUGGUGAAUCGCAUUUGAAUCAUGAAAGAAAUUUAGAGCACCCACCAACCUAUGAAGAUGACCUUAAACGCUCUGGAAUAUUUGGACCUCAAGACUAUGAAAAUUUGGACUAUAACAUAAACAUACUCCUUAAUGAUGGCUGAGUAGAUAGUAGCAAAAAAUCAAAAAUUGUUCAGGUCAUUUCUGUGACUGAGAUGAUCUGAAUAUUAUCCACUAUUGGGAAAGAUGGAUGGACGCUGACCAUAGAAAAUCAAACAGAAAGGCCAUAUGUCCAAUGAUAAUGAAAUCUCAUAAGCCACCACACCUCAAAAUAAGUGAAUUUACUACACAAAAUUUUAGCCCAGAAGUCGAAAUGAAUGAUCUUGAUAUUAAAUAAAAAUCACAAUAUCUGAAUGUGGACGGUCAAUUUACAGGUUACAAUUUGCGCUGAAGAAUCAUUUCAGGUAUAAUGCCUAUAGUAUAAGAUUUGACAAGCCUGAAUUGGGAAACAAGUAGACAAAAAACAUUGAAACUGAAAAUUGAUAGAGUUACAAUAUUUCAUUUAAAAGUGAACUGAUAUUUAAGAGUUGGAUUUUGGUAGCCAAGUUUAUCUUAGUACAAUAUUGGUAAGUGAUGAUUUAUGAAUUACUGCGCAGGUCGCAGAGCAUCUAACACCAUUUGCAAUAACAUCAAUAUUUUUCAAUUUAUCUUUUCAUAGUUUGUUCAAGUAUUGAUAAAAUUCAUUGUUUUUACUAUCGGGUUACUGUAUAGCAGAAAUUGUCAUACGAAAUAAACUAUCACUAACACAUUUUCUAUGAUUUUGUACUUUUG
Molecule: messenger RNA, 3967 nt
Organism: Styela clava
Lineage: Eukaryota; Metazoa; Chordata; Ascidiacea; Stolidobranchia; Styelidae
Source: RefSeq, a predicted model, not a curated record